Messenger RNA from Balaenoptera acutorostrata (minke whale), 2251 nucleotides. It is a transcript of the gene ACTR3B, whose product is annotated as actin related protein 3B. Bases 521 to 1492 code for a protein of 323 amino acids. Lineage: Eukaryota; Metazoa; Chordata; Mammalia; Artiodactyla; Balaenopteridae. The record is from RefSeq and is a predicted model, not a curated record. Gene Ontology annotation, cellular component: actin cortical patch. The transcript is spliced from 10 exons. Gene Ontology annotation, molecular function: actin filament binding.
UUGGCUCCUGCAGCUCCCUCAUCACCUCUGCAUUCCAGGAAAGAAGGCAUUGAGAGCGAGCAGAAGGAAGUCUACUGCUUGAGUCUGCCUUCAACCCUGUAAGGAGCUUUCCUAGAAGCCACAUCCAUCAGCUUUUGCUUCUUAUUGGCUGGAACUCACUCACGUAGCCAUCCCUGUCCAUGAGGAAGUCUGGGAAAUGCUUUUCCUCUGGGCCUGUGAUUGAUCAGUGGUCUGUCGUUAAGGCAGAAGGGAGAAUAGGUACAGGGUAGGCACGUUGCAGUGCCUUCCAUAAUGAUGUGACUACAGGUAUGAAGGCAGUGGCAAGACGAGAAUUCAUUCAGCUGUCUUCACAACUCUGGCUGGACGUGGCGAGCGCCAUCCCCAUCGGGAGCCAGAAGGCCAGGAAAAGCCGUGUCGAGACGCACUGCUGCUUCUGCUGUGUUGCCGUCUUGCCUCUCUUAAAUAUGUGAUGUAUAACCAUAUUUAUUGACAUGGAAAAAUGUUCACAACCUAUUGCUGAAUGACAAAAAAGCAGACAGAACCUCCACUGAACACACCAGAAAACAGAGAAUACCUUGCAGAAAUUAUGUUUGAAUCAUUUAAUGUACCAGGACUCUACAUUGCAGUUCAGGCGGUGCUGGCCUUAGCAGCGUCUUGGACCUCGCGACAAGUGGGCGAACGUACGUUAACGGGGAUCGUCAUCGACAGUGGGGAUGGGGUCACCCAUGCUAUCCCAGUGGCAGAAGGGUAUGUCAUUGGGAGCUGCAUCAAACACAUCCCUAUCGCAGGGAGAGAUAUUACGUAUUUCAUGCAACAGCUGCUGAGGGAGCGGGAGGUGGGGAUUCCUCCGGAGCAGUCACUGGAGACUGCCAAAGCCAUCAAGGAGAAGUACUGUUACAUUUGCCCUGACAUCGUCAAGGAAUUUGCCAAGUAUGAUGUGGAUCCUCAGAAGUGGAUCAGACAGUACACGGGGAUCAAUGCAGUCAACCAGAAGAAGUUCAUUAUAGACGUUGGCUACGAGAGGUUCCUGGGCCCUGAGAUUUUCUUUCACCCGGAGUUUGCCAACCCAGACUUUAUGGAGUCCAUCUCGGACGUUGUUGAUGAAGUCAUACAGAACUGCCCCAUCGAUGUCCGUCGUCCGCUGUAUAAGAAUGUCGUUCUUUCAGGGGGCUCGACGAUGUUCAGGGACUUUGGACGUCGCCUGCAGAGAGACUUAAAAAGGGUGGUGGACGCCAGACUGAGACUCAGCGAGGAGCUCAGCGGCGGCAGAAUAAAGCCCAAGCCCGUGGAGGUCCAGGUGAUAACGCAUCAUAUGCAGCGCUAUGCGGUGUGGUUCGGAGGCUCGAUGCUGGCCUCAACUAGUGUUCAUGCUCCGUCUGCUGGUUGCCUCGUGCAGCCCGAGUUCUUCCAGGUCUGUCACACCAAGAAGGACUAUGAGGAGUACGGCCCCACCAUCUGCCGCCACAACCCCGUCUUCGGAGUCAUGUCGUAGUGGCGGCUUUGACACCGCCCUUCCAGUGGCGUCGCGGCGGUGCGCAAGUGUCCUUCAGACCCGGAGGAGACCGGCUCCUGUACAUAGUGCGCGUGCCGUGGUGCCCCGGGGAGCCCCGCAAAGCCACCUCCGCGCCCGGCCUCCCCCUGCCUCCCCCCCACCACCCCCGCUCUCCGCUCCACCCGAGCUUCGCGUCCACAGACCCAAUUCCGGAGGAAUUCAGCUGCGACUCUCAGAUUUGUUACGGAAAACCCUAGAACACGGCGCACAAUAGCUCCCCACCCAGGGCAGAGUAUGGGGCUCUCAACCCUUUUCCUCCCAGACUAUUUUUGUAAAUAAAAUGUUAUAAACUUGAAAUACAAAUUGAUGUUUAUAUUUCCUAUCAUUUUGUAUUUUACGGUAUUUGGUACAACUGGCUGAUCCCGAGCAUGAGUAGAUGUCGAUGUCAUGGAGUGUUGUCAUAAAACGUUUUUAAUUGUGAGGCAUGUUCUGAUGUGUUUGUAGGCAAACAAAAUAAAGCAGAGCAAACUUUUUUGGCCACAUGUUUGCUAGAAAAUGGUUACACUUUAUUGGAGCGAUGUGAAGUUUAAACACUAAGCAGUGUUGUAUGAGAAUUAUUACAGACAACGUAUCUUUUCAUUUUCUUGUUUGAACUUUCUGGAACUGUUUUAUAGAAGAUGCCGGUUUGCUGCUGGUGAGUGUUGGAUGAAAUACUACCUUGCACCAUUGUAAUAAAAGCAGUUAGACUCUUUAUAAAGA